UCCAUCUCUGCACCCCAACACCCAAAUUGACAAGAAAAAUCCAUUUUUUAUCGAAAAAAAGAAGUAAAUCACAGAAACAAAGAGCCGGGAAAGAGAUUUCCGUCUCGCAGAUCUCUUCUUCCUCUUGAUACUCAGAUGACAGUUCUUCCGUCCGGACUCAGCACAAAAUAAUUUCUCCUAGGUCUGGCUGGGGAAUGCGGGUUGUGGUCUUUGUGUCCUCGGCAGCGUAGUUGAAGAGGACGAGCAAGAGAGGCGACGCCGGCUGCCGGCCAGCAGAUAGGCGAAGAAGAAGAAGGGGCGGCUUCGCUUGAGAUUGAUACGGGAACGAGGGAAAGAGAUCUCUCGAGGAGAUGAGCGCAUCAAGGUUUAUUAAGUGCGUGACGGUUGGGGAUGGCGCGGUCGGCAAGACCUGCAUGCUCAUAUCUUAUACAAGUAACACGUUUCCCACCGACUAUGUGCCAACAGUUUUUGACAAUUUCAGUGCAAAUGUGGUCGUUGACGGCAACACAGUCAACCUAGGUUUGUGGGACACCGCAGGCCAGGAGGAUUACAAUAGAUUAAGACCACUCAGCUAUCGUGGUGCUGAUGUUUUCCUCUUAGCAUUCUCUCUUAUCAGUAAGGCCAGUUAUGAAAAUAUUGCUAAGAAGUGGAUUCCAGAGCUAAAGCACUAUGCUCCUGGUGUUCCCAUAGUUCUUGUUGGAACAAAGCUUGAUCUGCGGGAUGAUGAACAGUUUUUUGUAGAUCAUCCAGGUGCUGUUCCCAUCAGUACCGCCCAGGGAGAAGAACUGAGGAAGACAAUUGGAGCCCUCGCAUACAUUGAGUGCAGUUCAAAGACACAGCAAAAUGUCAAGGCUGUAUUUGAUGCGGCCAUCAAGGUAGUUCUUCAGCCACCAAAACAAAAGAAGAAAAGGAAGAAAUCACAGAAGGCUUGCUCUAUCCUGUGAUCAGCAAAAACUUCUAUCUUUUUUUGCUGUUUCUCAUUCCAUUUAAGAAACUAGACCUUGGUGUACAGAAAAAAUACAAAAAAAAUAACUACCUUAGCAAAUCUUUGGAGGUAUAAGAUGGAUUUGUUUUGCUUUCAUCUGUCUUGUUGGUGACCUGCUACCAAAUCUUUCUGGUAAAGAUUGAUUGAUCUUUGAUCAGCUGACUUGUUAUGUCUUGGUAAAAAUAUGACACUUUUUUCUCUAUUUGAGACUAGUUUUUAUACUUUUA
Molecule: messenger RNA, 1212 nt
Organism: Dendrobium catenatum
Lineage: Eukaryota; Viridiplantae; Streptophyta; Magnoliopsida; Asparagales; Orchidaceae
Product: rac-like GTP-binding protein 5
Exons: 8
Coding region: 351-944 (197 amino acids)
Biological process (GO): regulation of actin cytoskeleton organization; small GTPase-mediated signal transduction; actin filament organization
Cellular component (GO): cytoplasmic vesicle; nucleus; cell cortex
Molecular function (GO): protein kinase binding; GTPase activity; GTP binding
Source: RefSeq, a predicted model, not a curated record